AUGUCUAAGACUCUGCGGCGAUGGAGUGGCUCGCCCACAUCCCCAACCAUUUUUCAGAAGGCUCCGCUCAGCACGAUGAUCAACACCGAAGUCAAUGGCUCAUUUGCUGGUAAUAGCGGCGCAACUGAGGCCCGCGACAACGCGGCUUGGUUGCCUCCACAUUUAAGCUUUCGUCAUGUCAACAAUCUCUCUGUUUCUAUUGAACUUCUAUCGAUUGCACAUUUGAUCGCCACGCACUCGACCACUCUCUCGACGUACACAGAUUGCUCACCAUCCACCACCUGUUCACGACCGCACACAAUCACCGCAAAGAUGCCGGAGAUCACUGUGAAAGUGAAGCACAUGGGAAAGGUGUAUGAUGUCGAGGUUGACACAGACUCGACGGGUGAGGAGCUGAAGAUGCAGCUCUACUCACUCACAAAUGUCGAACCACAAAACCAGAAAGUAUUGGCGAAGAAGAUGGUCAAGGACGACACAUCAUUGUCCUCGCUGGGACUGAAGAGCGGCGCCACCAUCACUCUUAUGGGUGCUCCCUCAGCUGACAUCAUCAUGGACUUGCCUAAGGAGCGCAUGAAGUUCAGCGAGGACAUGACAGAGGCAGAGCUUGCGCAGCAAGACGGCGCCACACCGGCUGGGCUGCAGAACACAGGCAACACCUGCUACGCAAACGCCACCCUCCAAACACUACGAUGCAUACCAGAGUUGCAAGAAGAGCUUCUGGGGUACAAGCCUCAGAUCGCGCAAAGCGGCUCGUCCUCGUCAUCACUCUUCUCGGCAGAUCAGCUCGCGCAGCAUGGCAUUGGCGGGCUGGGUGGAGGCAACGAUUUAACGGCUGCUCUGAAGGACCUCUACAAGCAGAUGGGCGACACGCAGCAAGGUUUUCCUCCAAUCAUGUUCCUCACUACCCUCCGUCAGAAGUUCCCACAGUUUGCGGAACGAGCUAAGAGUGGCCAUGGCUUUGCGCAGCAGGAUGCUGAAGAGGUGUGGACACAGGUUGUGCAGACGCUUCACGACUCCCUUAAAUUGCCUCCUGGCGACGGUUCUGGCAACUUUAGGAGCUGGGUUGAGAAGUACAUGGGUGGGCAGUACGAGGUGACCACAACUUGCGAUGAUGCACCCGAGGAGGAAAGCACCACGGCGGCCGAGACCUUCCAUGACCUCAAGUGCAAUAUCAAUAGCGAGGUGAAUCACUUGGCGGAUGGGAUGCGCAUCGCUUUGAACGAGAAGCUCGAGAAGCGUUCGCCAACCCUGGAUCGCGAAGCUACAUACACACGCACAUCUCGCAUCUCCCGCUUACCCAAGCAUAUGCCUGUCCACAUGAUUCGCUUCUUCUGGCGCCGCGACACACAGAAGAAGGCGAAGAUCUUGCGCAAAGUGACCUUCCAGCACGAGAUCGAUGUCACAGAGUUCUGCACGGAUGAGCUCAGGAAGAAGUUAAUUCCGGUUCGUGAUCGGAUACGAGAAGUAAGGAAGGAGGAAGAAGAUGUGGAGCGCUCCAAGAAGAGACAGAAGCGCAUGAAGGCGGAAGCUGAAGUCGAGGCUGUCAACGAGGGCAAAGUGCGCGCAGAUGAGCCCAUGCAGAAGCUGAAGGAGAAGGCAGAGCGGGAGAAGGCGAAGGAUGGGUCAUCUGCAGGCGAUGCCAAGAAGGAGAAAGAGGACACCGAAAUGGGCGGUACGGAGGAGAAGCAUAAGACUGACGACGAGAUCGAGAAGGAGCGUGCUGAAAAGGUCUUGUCGCUGAAGAAGAACGUGCUCGAGGCUGUGCACGAGGAUAUGAAGAAGGAUUCGAGCGCCAAUCAGACUGGUCUCUACGAACUUCGCGCUCUUGUCACUCACCAAGGCUCCUCUGCAGAUUCCGGCCACUAUACUGCGUACGUCAAGAAGUCUGCCACUCCUGGCAAGCCCGAGGACGGCAAGUGGUGGUGGUUCAACGACGAGAAAGUCCAGGAGGUUGAGGCCGAGAAGAUCGAGACCCUCGCUGGUGGUGGUGAGACGCAUUCGGCACUGAUCCUCCUAUAUCGUGCUGUCGAGCUGCCGAAGAUCGAAGAAGCCAAUGGCUUCAAGGCAUGA
Molecule: messenger RNA, 2070 nt
Organism: Recurvomyces mirabilis
Lineage: Eukaryota; Fungi; Ascomycota; Dothideomycetes; Mycosphaerellales; Teratosphaeriaceae
Gene: UBP6
Product: deubiquitinating enzyme
Exons: 2
Coding region: 1-2070 (689 amino acids)
Biological process (GO): regulation of proteasomal protein catabolic process; protein deubiquitination; proteasome-mediated ubiquitin-dependent protein catabolic process
Molecular function (GO): cysteine-type deubiquitinase activity; proteasome binding; protein binding
Source: RefSeq, a predicted model, not a curated record